Molecule: messenger RNA, 3256 nt
Organism: Catharus ustulatus (Swainson's thrush)
Lineage: Eukaryota; Metazoa; Chordata; Aves; Passeriformes; Turdidae
Gene: CCDC146
Product: coiled-coil domain containing 146
Exons: 19
Coding region: 193-3000 (935 amino acids)
Cellular component (GO): cytoskeleton
Source: RefSeq, a predicted model, not a curated record
CCGGGGGGACUCGAGGGGACCGGGGCCGGGGCCAAGAGAGGCAAAGCCGCGGUCCGACGUCAAGGCGGGAAUCAAGUCAGGCAGCGCCUCCAUAGCCUUGUCCGAGGAGUCCCUGAGGGGCGGGAGUGCGACCCCCGUGCAGGGCCCAGGGCAGUGCCGUGCCGCGCGUGAGGAGACCGAGAGCUUUAAACAAUGAGUCAGGCUGAUGAAGGAGGGUCCAGUGACACAGAACUGCCAGCUGAGAGUGAGUCACCUCCCCGUGUGCUGACUCCAACAGCUCCUAGCGAGGACGAGGGAUCCACUGACAUAACAGCAAGUCCUGCAUUUCAGUGUUUAGAUGAGCUAUUUUCUGCUGGAAAAAUCACAGAUACCAGAGUAGCUGAGCUGAAGGAACAGUACACCCUGUUGCAUGAGGCUGUGAUAAGUUUACAGGAAUCUGAAACCCAGCUGUUGCAGGAAGCCGAACGCCUGAGUGCAGAACUGGAACAACAAUGUGAGCUGGAAAAAGCAGAACAUCUCCCUGAAGAAACUUCCAGUGAAGCUUCCCAAAUAAGGCAACAACUUCUUAGAUGCCGAAACGAAUACACUGCUGUUAAAGGAAGAGUGUAUGAAAAUCGGUUGAAGAUAGAAUGUUUGCGAGAAGAAAAAAAGCUUCUGGAAAGUGAAUAUGAAAAAAUUUCAAAAGAGAAGAAAGACAAUAAAAUUAAACGGUUGAAAGAAAAUUGUGAUGAGCUCAGCAAAGAAGUAAUCCAGAGGAAAGCAGAAAUUGAUUCAAUAAAAGAAGCUGUUUCAUCAAAGGAAAAACUGAUAUUAACAGAUGAGGAAGAAAUGGAAAAGCUUCAGGAGAUGCAGACUAUUUUAAAAGCUGAGCUAGUUAGGAUCCUUGGUGUUCCAAAGCAACUUGCAAAAGAAACUGAGAAGUUGAAUCAGAAAAAAAUUGAUGCAGAGAAGAAGAAUGAAGCCCUUAAUGACCAAAUAGAAGAAUUGAAUAGAAUCCUGAAAGCCACUGAAAAAAAGACUGCAACGAUUUUGCAAGAAAAAGAAGAUGUAAUGAAGGAACUGGAUGAGAGACAAACUUUGAUACAAAAGAAUGAACGUGAAUGCAUUUCUUUGAAUAAAUUACUAGAAAUUGGUGCAGAGAAGGAAUUGGCUGUCCUAUCAGACAGACAAAUUCUGGAAAAUAAUUUUAAUAAAUGUAUCUUCGAGAGCAAAAAGCAGCAAGAUAUUCUCAGUCACCAUCAAACACAGAAAGAUAAAGAACUGAAAAGUCUAAAAAAGAUAGAGUUACAACUGAAAGAGAUUUGGGAUUCCUUGGAAGGAGAUAAGGCAAAGCAUAGAAGACUCAAAUCAGAGGCAGAAAUUAACUCAAAAAAAAAUGCAGUACUAUUAGAAAGACGACAAGAACUGCAGGAGGAGAUUGAAAUGAUCAAGAGAGGUUUAGCUGAACAGGAAAUUAUAUCAGACACGGAUGCCCGCGUGUUAGAAGAAUGCAUUGCUGCAGAAAACUUGCUUUUCAAAGAGCAGGAAAAAUGCAGAAAUGAGUUAUCUGCACUUACACAACUGGUUUGUCUCAGAGCUGAUGAGAGGCAACUGAAAUGCAGAAAUGUUCAGAAAGCCAAGAUUCAACUCCAAAGUAUUGUUAAGGAACUAAAAAGAAAGGAUCGUGAAAUAAUCAUUUGUAAAAAGAUGAAAAAAGAAAUGCAAAAAGAACUCCAAGGAUUUGCUAGGAUGUUUGAUUUUAUGCAAACUGAAAAGGAGAAAUGUAUGCAAUUGAUGCGUAUUGCUCAGUGGAAAGCAAGGGAAACUGAACACCGGGUGAAAUUACUAGAAAAUAAUAUAGAAAAUUUAAAGAAUGCUGUUAUAACCAGGGAAAGAAAAUUGCAGGAAGAGUAUCUGAAGAUUAAAAAGAAUGAGAGAACGAAAGCGUUGAUCAAAAAGGAUUGUAGCAAAAUUGUACAAGAGAUUGUAGAGCACAAAGAAAAGGAUAAGUAUUUGAAUGUUGACAGACUUACCACUGCAGCCACACAGAUGGAAGAGGAAAUUUUGCAACUACGCAAAAAUUAUGAAAGGGCUAUUCAGCAAAAAAAUGAGAGUGGUCUUUUGCUCAGAGAACGAGAAGAAGAACUAGGCUUUUUGUAUGAAAGAAUAAACAGGCAAGAGUUAUUGUGUAGAAACGGAGAUAUUAAGAUGCAAGUUAUGGAUGAAAAGAUCAGUUUUCUGAAGCUGAAGGUAGCUGAGAAAAAAAGAGAGAUUAAAUUGUGUUUUAAAGAGCUCACAGUGAAGAAUGCCCUCGAUGCACAACUGAUGAGACUUCAGAUACAGUAUUCCCAGUGCAGGGACAAGAUUAAACAGCUUGAGGAAAAACAUGGUGAUGCCACAAAUGAGAGCAGAAAACAAGAAAUGGGAGGGAAGGACCCGUCUCCACCUGAGCUGCUAAAAAGGAUUGAACAGAUAGAGGCAGAGCUGGUGCAGAAGGAGCAGAGACUGCUGAAGAUAGAUUUUCUCUGCGAGAACAUUUCCGAUCUGACGGACAGAAUCCGUACUGUGGUGGAGAACGGCAAGGAGGACACGCUGCAGUUCGCUAGGAGGAUCAAUGAACUGCAGAAGAAGAUAAAUGACAAAACCCAGGAGAUAAGGGCUCUUUUUGCAGAGUUAUCCAUGAAGCAAGCACUUGUCAUUAAACUCCAGGAGGAAAUCAGAGACAAAGAACAAUUUGUGAUGACUGCUUCAUUGAUGAUAAGUCAAGGCCUUCCCUUUCCUAAAGAAGCAGAAAAGGAACGGUGGAAGAUCCUACGCAAUGGGAAGAUGCAAAAAGCAGCAGCUGAAGUCAGACAUCCUGCAGAGGAGGAACAAGGUGCAGUGCCUGGCCAUGCUCCCACUAUCCCCAAGGAGGAGAGGCUCCCACCACUGCAGCCCUCCAUGGCUCCCUUCAGACCAAGUGAGCCCAGCUCGAGCCUCAGGCAUUUCAAAAAGCCUCCUGCAAAGCCAUCUGAAAUCUGAACAGACAGCACCAGGAGAGACCAUUACCACCUGCUGGAUCACAAGAGUCAGGAGCAUUUACAUUGCACUGAAGGAAGAUCUGUUGGUGCUCAGCCAAAUUCCAUACUGAAAACUAAGUAUUUGUUCAUGCCAAAAGCACAGCUAACUAGCCAGUGAUCCAGAACCGUUUCUCCUGGUAUCCCAAAUGCAGUGCAGUAUUUCCAAGUGUCACAAAAAGUGAGUGAUCUUCAUGCUAUACUUAUUUUUUUUUCCAGGU